This is a messenger RNA of Larimichthys crocea (large yellow croaker), 1237 nucleotides long. Its product is annotated as major facilitator superfamily domain-containing protein 4A-like. The transcript is spliced from 5 exons. The record is from RefSeq and is a predicted model, not a curated record. Gene Ontology annotation, molecular function: D-glucose transmembrane transporter activity. Lineage: Eukaryota; Metazoa; Chordata; Actinopteri; Sciaenidae. Bases 326 to 724 code for a protein of 132 amino acids.
GCUGUUGGACAUUGGACCUUUUUUUUUUUAUUAUUAAUUUCCUACAUGUAUGAGCAUAUGUUUCAUAGUUGAUGUCACAGGUGAAUGGCUCAUAUCUGUUUAUGAUGAGUCCAUGCUCAGUGACAGCCACUUAAUCGGCUGUUUAAAAUAGUUUUUGCAACAUGUUUUUCACCUGAAGGCCACCGUAGUAUGGAUUUUAGGCCGAAAUAGCUCAGUUGGGAGAGCGUUAGACUGAAGAUCUAAAGGUCCCUGGUUCGAUCCCGGGUUUCGGCAGCUAGGCAGCUGCGUUUUGGAUGCAUGCUACCGUGAUGGUGUGGGGGUCAUCAUGGUGCAGUGCCUGUUGUUGAUCUUCUACAACAGCUGUGUGUUUCUCUUCAUUGGUACUUGCGUAUUGGGACUGUGCAUAAGUAGUGUGUUCCCCUCAAUGCUGGCCUUUACAGAGGAUGUACUGGACUACAAAGGUUGUGCCACAACUGUCCUGGUGACCAGUGCCAGCACAGGAGAGAUGAUGCUGCAGCUUCUUGUAGGAUCUGUGAUCCACAGUCAGGGCAGUUACUCUUUCCUGGUGUGCUGUACAAUAGCAUCAUUCAUUGCCUUCGGCCUGUUCCUGCUGUUCCUUUAUAUCCAGCACAUCCACAAAAAUUACCCAACGAGUGAUCACACAUCAGACUCAUCUAAAAGCAUAGACAUGGAAGAGAAGCCAGACAAGACAGGAGGCUCCUGAUCCGAGGAUCCCUGAGAGGCUGACGGAGUGCGUCUGCCGAGUCGAGGCACAAUCUCUGACGUUCUGACAUCUUACCUCAGCGUUGGCCUUCUCCCAAAUGAACAUUUUUCUGGACCUAAAGUGAAUUCUUCUUUCAAGCCUGGGGAUCAAAAAGUGGUUAAUUUAAUUUCUUCAUAACUGCUGUAGAGAGAUACACUUAAAUUAUCAAGUAUUGUCUUUUCAAUGUGAAUGUGCAAACACUGGAGAGGUUAAAGUCUUGCUGCUUAUGUCAAUACACAUGCAACAUAAUUGGUGCUGCUGUUAAAAUAUGACUCAUAUCAGCCUGUGUAAGUACUGUUGUCAUUUCCUGGUGGUCGAAUGGACAAAAACACAGAAUGUAAUGACAGAAUACAGACAGGUGGUUAGUUAGAGAUCUUUUAUUAUUGGUCUCACCCAUCUCUUUCAUUAUGAACACUUCCUCUACGCCUCUCACACAUCGAUACGCCACUUAAGACAAGUAGCUUGUAAACAUUU